Hemiscyllium ocellatum (epaulette shark) is the source of this 2592-nucleotide messenger RNA. Its product is annotated as sodium- and chloride-dependent neutral and basic amino acid transporter B(0+)-like. Gene Ontology annotation, cellular component: membrane. NCBI's taxonomy places the organism in Eukaryota, Metazoa, Chordata, Chondrichthyes, Orectolobiformes, Hemiscylliidae. The record is from RefSeq and is a predicted model, not a curated record. The annotation marks the transcript as partial. Gene Ontology annotation, biological process: sodium ion transmembrane transport. The transcript has 17 exons. Gene Ontology annotation, molecular function: L-proline transmembrane transporter activity.
AUGGACGUGAAGAUGUUAAAAACUUUGCAGAAAGAUUUGUUGAUGUCUGGAUCAAGCUUCCUGGUCGAGCUCCUAAUAACAAUCCAAGAAAGAGGACAAAAUUUGGUCCCAGUAAAGGCUGCUUUCGGAGCAGCCUUACAGCUUGAACUAGUUAAGAUGUUAAAAGUACAAUGUCAUGAUUUGGAUAAAAGCCUACCCUCUUUUGGUGAAGUAAUAGAGGAAGCUAAUCGUCUGGGGGCAAAUAUAGAAUUGAAGCUCAGAGCCAUGCAGACCAUAGAGGCUCUAAACACUGAGAAAAACCCAGGGAAGUGCGACAGUUGUGGAAAAGAGGGUGAUUUGGCUAAAAGGUGUCAGCAGCUUGAGGAGAUUCCCCUAAAGGUGUUCACGACAUCAUUCCCGGCAAGUGGGUCUACGUUAAGAAAAUACACAAAGAACCGUUGGGUGCCAAGUGGGAAGAGUGCUGCCAAUCCAACAGUGAACAGAAAUGAUGAAAAUGUGAAGAGAGGUAACUGGUCCUCGAAAACUGACUAUUUGCUCUCGAUGAUUGGCUGUGCUGUGGGUCUAGGCAAUGUCUGGAGAUUCCCUUUCCUGGCUUACAAAAAUGGAGGAGGUGUAUUUCUUAUUCCCUACUCAAUCAUGCUGGGUCUUGUUGGGAUACCAAUAUUUUUCUUGGAAUCUUCCUUUGGACAGUUUGCCAGCCUCGGGCCUGUUGCAGUGUGGAAAUCUGUACCAAUGUUACAAGGUGUUGGAGUCACCAUGGUCCUUCUGAUCGUAAUUGCCAACAUUUCCUAUGCCUGCAUUAUUGGUUACAGUCUGUACUACCUGUUUGCUUCCUUCCAAUCACCCCUACCAUGGGCAGUUGUUUAUUUCACUGCAAUUAUCCCGUAUGUGGUUGUGACGAUACUCCUGAUCGGAGGGGUUACCCUGGAGGGAGCCUCUAAAGGAAUUGAAUUCUACAUCGGAAGCCAGUCAGACUUCUCCAAACUGGCUGAUGCUCAGGUCUGGAAAGAUGCUGCAACACAAAUUUUCUACUCGACAUCAGUGGGUUGGGGCAGUUUAAUCACAUUGUCAUCCUACAACAAAUUCCACAACAACUGUUACCAAGAUACCAUCAUUGUCUGUGUUGUUAAUUGUGCUACGAGUGUGUUUGCGGGAUUUAUCAUCUUCUCCACUCUUGGACACAUGGCUCAUGUGCAAAACAAGCCCGUUUCAGAGGUUGCACAGUCAGAAACAGUAAUAACAAGCCUGCUGGACCAGUUUCCUGAGUUCCUUAGGCCAAAGCGUCUUUAUCUGACAGCUGGUCUUUGUUUGUUAUUUUAUUUCCUUGGCCUUCUGUUUGUAACACAGGAUACCGCCAAUGAACAUGGUGCUGUGGGUGAUGAGAAUGUGGAACGGGGUAACUGGUCUUCGAAGAUUGAUUACCUGCUCUCCUUACCUGGCUUACAAAAAUGGAGGAGUAAAGUAGUUUUACGCCGUUCCAGUUCAAUGGAUGAGACUGGGGAGGUACUCUGGUAUUUAGCCCUCUGUCUGCUUCUUGCCUGGCUAAUAGUUGGGGCAGCAUUAUCAAAAGGAAUCAAAUCUUCAGGAAAGGUGCUUUAUUUCACUGCGACAUUCCCUUACGUGGUUCUGACCAUACUCCUGAUCCGAGGGGUUACCCUGGAGGGAGCUUCUAAAGGAAUUGAAUUCUACAUCGGAAGCCAGUCAGACUUCUCCAGACUGGCUGAUGCUGAGGUCUGGAAAGAUGCUGCAACUCAAAUUUUCUUUUCUAUCUCAGUGGGUUGGGGCACUUUAGUAGCACUGUCGUCUUACAACAAGUUCCACAAUAACUGCUACAGAGAUACCAUCAUUGUCUGUGUUGUUAAUUGUGCUACGAGUGUAUUUGCUGGAUUUGUCAUCUUCUUCAUCCUGGGACACAUGGCUCACAUACAAGAUAAGCCCGUUUCAGAGGUUGCCCAGUCAGGUUUCGGUUUGGUCUUCAUUGCCUACCCAGAGGCCCUUGCACAAUUACCGUGGGUACCAUUAUGGUCUGUUUCAUUUUGCUUCAUGCUGCUCACUUUGGGAGUUGACACACAGUUUGCAGGUUUAGAUUUCCAGCAUCCACAUUCCUUUGCUUUUAGAAUUCCGCAGGUGGCAGAACAGCCUGAUCCCUAUGCCCUUAACUUCCAGAUACAUGUACCUGUGAAUGCUGCUGGAUGGCUGUAUGUGGAAUACUCUCUGCUUCCCACCAGCUCCACCACCAUUGUCACUGCUGGGAUUUACUGGCUAAAUUUAAUGGAUCAUUACGUUACGGACUGGAUUCUCGUUAUAACAGCUCUCCUGCAACUCACCGGUCUCAGCUGGAUCUAUGGGACAAACAGAUUCAUCAAGGACAUUGAGAUGAUGAUUGGGGAAAGGACUUGGCUCUUCUGGCUGUGGUGGAGAAUGUGUUGGAUUCUGAUCUCUCCGUGUUUGCUGGUGGCAGUCUUAAUCUGGUCCUUGACAACAUUUGCCCCACUAAGAUAUGGAUCUGUUGAAUACCCUGUCUGGUCAGGAGCACUGGGCUGGUGUAUGACCAUCUUCUGUAUUAUGUGGAUCCCCAUCAUGGCUGUGGUG